AUGAUUGUUGCAUUCGAUUUUGUGAUUGUGCUUGAUCAUGGUUCAAAAAUAGUACAUUUUUAUUUGUUUGGUUUUUGUAGCUUUUGUUAUGGACCAUCACUAAAAAAUGCUUCAUUGUCCCACAUUACAGUUGGUUGUAAUGCUGAUGUAGUGAACAUGGCCGGGGAGAAGUACACAUCAUUCUUAAAUGUACCGGAGAUAGUAGGAAGGAGCACUUCCGUUUUCAGUCAGUAUAAGUUUCCUACAACAUCAUAUGAUAACAUUUGCCUGAAUGAUGCUGGUUUAGUCAGGAAUGUGUUGAGGCAAGUCCCUGUCUCUACUGGACUUAAGCUUGCAUAUGGAGAAGAAGAGCCAAAUACUUCCAUCUCAUCUGCUGGUGAAUGCGUAAUGCAUUCAUCGACAAUGUGCCACAAUGAUAAUCUGCUAGUAGAGUUUGCUCGGCAGAGUGAUGAAUAUGAUCAUUUCAUCAGAAUACAGGGGGAAAACUUUAGGAAGGGCAUCGCAGAACUAAACCAAAGGCACACAGUUUCUCUCUUGAAUGCUCUCGAGAAAGAAGUAAGACACAGAAUGCACGAGAAAGAUGUUGAGAUACAGAAUCACAACCAGAGAAACAAGGAGUUGAUGGAGAAAAUGAGGCAGAUCGACAUGGAAGCACAGAUGUGGCACUUGAGAGCAAAACAAAAUGAGUCUCUUGUCGAUGUCUUAAGGAACAACAUCAAUCACGUAUUUCAACAAGGCGCUGCAGCAUUGAAGGAAGAUUGUGGUGAGAGCAUGGCAGAUGAUGCUGUUUCUUCAUGCAAUCAGAAUGUUGUAGAUCCAUCGUUCAAGUCUUCGAAAGAGCUGGUGAACUGCAAAGCAUGCAAGAGUAAGGAAGUUUCUGUUCUGGUGUUGCCUUGUAGACACUUGUGCCUUUGUACAGAUUGUGAUGUUUCCAUUGAUGUUUGCCCUGUUUGUCGAGCGAACAAGGUAGGAACCUUACAAGUAUACAUGUCUUAAACUCGCGAAAAAGAAAAAAACCCACAAUUGGAUGAGUUUUUUGAUCAACAAAGUUAUAUUGUAGUUCUUGUGGGAUUUUCUUUCCUUAUCGACUUCCUCAUAUCGGCCCAUCUGUCUAUAAUACUAUUUUUCCUUGCGACGAUUUGUGUUGUACAUAAGACGAUAGGAAAUUGAGAAACUUUGUGGCUAAGCUCAUCAAAGGGAAAGGCAAUAAUCUGCCGACAAAUUUUGAAAAGAUAUCAUCCAUUAACUUAUCA
Amaranthus tricolor (Joseph's coat) is the source of this 1253-nucleotide messenger RNA. Its product is annotated as E3 ubiquitin-protein ligase BOI-like. The coding region runs from base 1 to 996 and encodes 331 amino acids. Gene Ontology annotation, molecular function: ubiquitin-protein transferase activity. The record is from RefSeq and is a predicted model, not a curated record. The transcript has 3 exons. Lineage: Eukaryota; Viridiplantae; Streptophyta; Magnoliopsida; Caryophyllales; Amaranthaceae.